Myotis lucifugus (little brown bat) is the source of this 4882-nucleotide messenger RNA. It is a transcript of the gene RASSF2, whose product is annotated as Ras association domain family member 2. The record is from RefSeq and is a predicted model, not a curated record. Lineage: Eukaryota; Metazoa; Chordata; Mammalia; Chiroptera; Vespertilionidae. The transcript is spliced from 12 exons. Gene Ontology annotation, biological process: positive regulation of protein kinase activity; regulation of non-canonical NF-kappaB signal transduction; positive regulation of JNK cascade. Gene Ontology annotation, cellular component: nucleus; cytoplasm.
CGCGAUGCUGCGGGCUCGGAACGCAGGUCUCUCCUUCUGAUGAAAAGAGGAAAGAAGAAUGGACUACAGUCACCAAACUUCCCUCGUCCCAUGUGGAAAAGAUAAAUACAUUUCCAAGAAUGAGCUUCUCCUGCAUCUGAAGACCUACAACCUGUACUAUGAAGGCCAGAAUUUGCAGCUCCGACACCGUGAGGAAGAAGAUGAGUUCAUCGUGGAGGGGCUGCUGAACAUCUCCUGGGGGCUGCGCCGGCCCAUCCGUCUGCAGAUGCAGGAUGACAACGAGCGCAUUCGCCCCCCUCCCUCCUCUUCCUCCUGGCACUCUGGCUGUAACUUGGGGGCUCAGGGGUGAGCUUCCAUGAAACCUGUCACCACAAUUACUGAGUGACAGUCAGAAAUUCCAGAGCCUCUGAGAGGUCUCAUUUCCCUCUUCCUCUCAGACUCCAGGGACCUGAUGCCCGUGCAGGAAGACACCCCGCAGCUGAUGCGCACACGCAGUGACGUUGGGGUGCGUCGCCGCGGCAAUGUGAGGACAACCAGCGACCAGCGGCGAAUCAGACGCCACCGCUUCUCCAUUAAUGGCCAUUUCUACAACCACAAGACAUCGGUGUUCACCCCGGCCUAUGGCUCCGUCACCAACGUCCGAAUCAACAGCACCAUGACCACCCCGCAGGUCCUGAAGCUGCUGCUCAACAAAUUUAAGAUUGAGAAUUCGGCAGAAGAGUUUGCUUUGUACGUGGUCCAUACCAGCGGUGAAAAACAGAAGCUGAAGAACACCGAUUACCCGCUGAUUGCCCGGAUCCUCCAGGGCCCGUGUGAGCAGGUCUCCAAAGUGUUCCUUAUGGAGAAGGAUCAGGUGGAGGAAGUCACCUAUGAUGUGGCCCAGUACAUAAAGUUCGAGAUGCCUGUCCUCAAAAGCUUCAUUCAGAAGCUCCAAGAGGAGGAAGAUCGGGAAGUAAAGAAGCUGAUGCGCAAGUACACCGUGCUCCGGCUAAUGAUUCGGCAGAGGCUGGAGGAGAUAGCCGAGACCCCAGAAACAAUCUGAGCCACAGAAGGAGGGGAUCCAGACACCACAAUGGCCGCUGAUGACACGAGAAGACCCACAGGAAGCUGGGUGCCUUCCUUCCACAGAAGCACUGAAAACCUUCAGCUCCUGACAAGCCACCAUUGGCAGCCUGGAUGGAGAAGCCAGCUGACAGCUCCCCAUCCUUGGAUCUCUGCUCUUCUCCUUUCCUUCAUUCACAAGGACUUUUGAUUUUUGUUAUAAGGAGGACCCAAAAUGUGUAUGUGCGCGCACACACGUCCACACACAUAUGCUAGUACAUGUCCACGUACCUACCUGAUACAGUCACAGGCAAUUCAAUUCCAAGCAACCAGCACAAGUGCCGUGAGGCUGGCGGAGGUGCUGCUCGUGGUCAGGAACAUCAGGGGAGUCACCAAUCUGAGGGGCUUUAUGCUGAAGAAAAAUUUCUCCCCUCAAGUGCCUGGGAGCAGCCACAUAUAUCUGCCCAUCUUUAGAAAGGGAAGAGGCCUCAGCCAGCUCACAGUUGGGGUAUUUACAUUAGUAGGGAUUCUCCCUGUAAGCCCAGAAGGAUCUGUGAAUGUGAGGUCCUUGGAAGUUAACAAAAUAACAGCCCAUGCACUUGGGGCAAGUCUGAUGGGAAGAGAAAGAGAAACCACCAGUGGGGUAGCUGCAAUAAGCCCACAAGUUGUUACACUGGAAACUUGGAUUUUAAAUAACAAAGAUGUAUGUGAUGAACUACGUGGAUGCCUGUAGAGAACGGAUUCUGCCUCCGUCCUUGCCUCCAUGGCCACCUUCCUCUCAGCACGCCAAGCAGCUGACCCCAACUCUGGUGCCUCCUUGAGUUGAAGGAAGGAUCUCAUGAGACAGGCCUCACUCUCGCUGGUUUGCACAUGGCACUGACUGGCUAGUGCGACCCAGGCCUGGGCUUGAUCUGGCCUCCUGAGGGUAGUGUAGAGGUGCCUAUGAGCCCAGCCCAUUUCAUAGCGUCAAGGGGGCUUGCUGCACUUCUGUGUGUUUGAAGUCAAGGCUUUGUUCCUUCCAAGGCUGGAUUCUUGCAAGUUGCCCUUGCUUUGUGAAGACAGACUCCGAGGAUGAGGACUUGUCCUGCUGCCGACCCACUGUGGGGUCCAGGGAAGCUCUUCGGGCUGCCCUGUGAGGGUGCAGAGCGAGCAUGGAACUUCAAUUGCAGCGUCUCUGAGCAGCCACCUCGGUGAUCUUUAGAGCAGACCCCAAUUGGGGGGGGGGGAACGGCAGGGACAGUCUGUUCCCCGUGGCCCCCAUCGGGAAGAUUGCCAGGCAGCUGGACGCCAGUGUGACUGAUGCUGUUUGAUGAGGGGCAGGCAGAUGCUUGGAGAAGGGUGCCUGGCUGUGGAGAUCAACCAAGCAAGGCCAGGAGCUCCUGAGAGCAGGCAUCUGUGAGCCCUGUUGGGGCAGGGACGCUUCCCAUCUCUUCUCCACCUCCUCGCCAAGAAUGGUUUGAAGAGCUGGCCAAUUGAGGAAAGGAGAACCACUGAUCGGUACCUGCAAGGAAGGUGGAGCUUUGUAGCAGUCAGUGCCUUUCCUGCUCCAGGCACCCUCCUGCUCUCUUCCACCGCUGUGGCCUUUGUGGCCUCUUAAGCUGGCUCACAGCUGGUCUUAUUGUUGACUUUCAAAAAGAUGGCAUGCUGCCACCUGGCCCUUUGCCAGGGUCUCUUAGCAAGCCUACCUCCUCUGUUGGGACAGCACCAGGAGCCCAGUGGGGUGUGGACUGGAAAUCCGGAGGGCCUUAGUCUCAAGCAGACACGUCGGUGGGCUUUGCAACAUGCACAGAAUUGGGGAACAGGGGUGGUGGGGAGGCUUCCUGUGUUACCGAUGAGAAAGGGCAGUUUUGUGAAUGCAGACAUACUUCCUGAGUGUUGCAUUAGAGCAAAUGAGUUGGAAAACUUCUCUUCCAGUUAUUUUUAAGUGCUCAAAGCCUUUGUUGGCCCCAAUGAUUCUUCUUGGGUGCCAGGGAGAAGAAUUCCACCAAGCGAAUACUAACCACUAACUUAUUGGACAGCUUUUUCUGGGUUAUAAGAGUUCUCCUUAAUUUGCACUAGCACUACGACAGUGUUAAAUGUGGAAAUGUCGUAAAAUGUCAGGUUUGCCCGGUCGCUUUGGUAAGAUAGACUUGGGGGUCGGGAUGAAUAUGAGGGGAAACGGUUAUUUUCCACGGUGCAUUGCAUUUCAUGCAGGCCACACGUUUCCAUCUUGGCCCAGCCUGGUUAGAGAUCAUUUCUCACGUCCUUAAUAAACAUGAUCAGGAAUUUUGGAAAGGUUCUUUGAAACAGCAGCAGCUGAAACAAAUACUUCUCCACGGCGUGGAGCUGGAUUUUCUCAUCGGUAUCACAUGGCCCUGCAGCUUUGAACUUCUCCACUGAUCUGUGGGGGUUUAUGUAAUUGCGUGCAAUGAACCUGAAAUCGCGUGAAGAACAAAGGCCAAUUUAUAGGGUUUUCCCCUAACUUGUGACAAGCAGUGUAGCCACAAUCGCUUUCUUUUGCCAGAGGCUUGUGUUACAAGGUGAUCAAAUGAAGGAAAACCUGAGUCCAUCUGGCUGGGAAGGGGUUCCUGCUCCCCCAGGUGAUGGUGGAGUCUAGCACAAGGUCACCUCUGUGACCACAUUAGUGGGAAGGUGAUGAGUUAAGUGGGGGCCGGGGUUACCUGGGGGAGGGACUGGAAAGCACAAAGGAUGGGCGUGGCUGUGCGGCUGGUGAGGAAUGUGCACACUGGUCUCCAGGCCGGACAGGCUUGACCUAGACAUUGAGGUGGAGGCGUGAGGAUCUCAGAUUAGCUACCCAUCCACGUGAGAAAUGCUGAGACCUCGGGUUGAGAUUUUGGUCUGAGACUUCAAAGAGAAAUAUUUUUAUUCUAGUCUCCUCCAUACUGGGGGGGAAAAACAACAACCCAUACUCUCUCCUGGAGAUAUCCAGAUAAAGACAUUUUACUACAAGUGUAGAUAACACUUUGGCAUAAAGUGACCAAAAAAAUAAAUAACUGUUCUCCAAUGCAAAAACAUCUUGGCAGGAAUUCUUUUCUGCGGAGUUGGGCGGUUAUCUGAGUGUCUGUAGGGUGGGAUGGGCCACAGAAAGGCAUGGAGCUCUUUUAAAGAAAAGAGCAGCUCUUAACGCCGCCCCCCGCCCCCAAAACCCACCCCCACAGUUAUGUCAAAGCUCUAUAGCAUGGAGAACAUGGUGUCAUAGAUGCAUCUCCAAGACAUAACUUUCUAUAUGAACAAGUGAAUCUCAGUCUCAUACAGACCAAACCAUGAUGUGGGGGCUGAGACAGGAGACGGAGGAGAUCUGGAGCGCCCCUGACGCAGCAGCAUGAACUUUCCAGACUCUGCUUAAAUUGUUUUACACAAAGUCUUGUUUGAAUUAGAUGAGAUGGGAAAGAUGUCCUAUCUAGAUAGAAAUAAAAAUAAAUACAGCACUCCUUUCUGAUGGAACUGAAAGCGUUUACCCCGUCACGGGAGGUUACAGCGCCCCCUGUGUUUUAACUGAGCACAAGACACGGACAAGCUAUGAAGGGAAAGCCUCCAUUUACUUUUGAGUCAGAUCGCAGACCUGUUUCCCGGGCUGUUGGUUUCCGUGUGUUUUUGCUAGUGUUUCCGAAGGGUUUCCCCCACUUGUUUUAGCUUCGUGAAAUGUUCUUUUCUUCAUCAUAACUUGACUUUUAGCAAAGGUACAUGACCUGGUUUAAUGCUUGGUUCUGAACUUAUGAAUCGAUGCGUUUAGGUGUCUUAACAUAAUUUGACAAGGCCUCAUAGGAAGCCGUGUAACGUUUUGAUAUGUUUUAAAGCAUCUGACUUAGAUCUUGUUAAAUAAAGCACUUUUCAAAGAGCA